UCGUAGCAUCCUGCCCUUCUUUAGCGCACUCAUCUCAAUUAAAAGGAUUAGUUUGCACCUGGAGUCACAGCUGCUUUGGAGGCUGAGGCCUGAGGAUGGUUUAAGUACAGAAGCCACAGGAACACCUCUCUCAGCUCACUCCCAGAAUGGCCCUUCCCCCGAGUCCCCUGGCUAUGGAAUAUGUUAAUGACUUUGACUUGAUGAAGUUUGAAAUAAAGCGGGAACCCCCAGAGGGCCGACCUGGGCUCCCCACAGCCUCACUGGGCUCCACACCUUACAGCUCGGUGCCUCCUUCACCCACCUUCAGUGAGCCGGGCAUCGUGGGCAGCAGUGAGGGCCCCAGGCCAGGCCUAGAGGAGCUGUAUUGGUUGGCCACUCUGCAGCAGCAGCUGGGGGCUGAUGAGAUGCUGGGGUUGAGUCCUGAUGAGGCUGUGGAGCUGCUUCAGAACCAGGGCCCAGUCCCUGUAGAAGGGCCCCAUGGCUACUAUUCAGGGAGCCCAGGAGAAACAGGAGCCCAGCAUGCCCAGCUGCCCGAGAGAUUUUCGGACGCGGCGCUGGUCUCGAUGUCUGUGCGCGAGCUGAACCGGCAGCUGCGGGGCUGCGGGCGCGACGAGGCUCUGAGGCUGAAGCAGAGGCGCCGCACGCUCAAGAACCGCGGCUACGCUCAGGCCUGUCGCUCCAAGCGGCUGCAGCAGCGGCGCGGGCUGGAGGCCGAGCGUGCCCGCUUGGCCGCCCAGCUGGACGCACUGCGGGCCGAGGUGACCCGACUCGCUCGCGAGCGCGACCUCUACAAGGCCCGCUGUGACCGACUGACCUCCAGCGGCCCUGGGUCCGACGACCACGCUCACCUCUUCCUCUGAGCCUCUAGGGCAGGGGGUGUGGCGGUUUGGAGGUGUCUGGGUAGGUGGCACUAUACAGAGUAUACCACUCACUAAAUCGCUACCUGAGGUCCUGUGUGUCGGUACAAAUGUUCCCAAACUACUGAUCCUCGUGGCAUGCCUGAGCUUAGAUGCUUGCCCUUUCCUGGAGAUGAGACCCCUUCCCUUUUGCAGGCCACGACUUUUCAUGAUUAGGGCACUGAAUUCUGCAGGGGC
Messenger RNA from Alexandromys fortis (reed vole), 1094 nucleotides. RefSeq names its product neural retina leucine zipper (gene Nrl). Gene Ontology annotation, molecular function: DNA-binding transcription factor activity, RNA polymerase II-specific; RNA polymerase II cis-regulatory region sequence-specific DNA binding. The transcript is spliced from 3 exons. Bases 147 to 860 code for a protein of 237 amino acids. Gene Ontology annotation, biological process: retinal rod cell development; regulation of transcription by RNA polymerase II. Lineage: Eukaryota; Metazoa; Chordata; Mammalia; Rodentia; Cricetidae. Gene Ontology annotation, cellular component: nucleus. The record is from RefSeq and is a predicted model, not a curated record.